This is a messenger RNA of Paramuricea clavata, 8429 nucleotides long. The record is from the annotation of a GenBank genome assembly. NCBI's taxonomy places the organism in Eukaryota, Metazoa, Cnidaria, Anthozoa, Malacalcyonacea, Plexauridae.
AUGUCAUUAGAUCGAGAUGAAUUUAAUAAUUUUAGGCCAAUCUCAAAUUUAGCAUUUCUCUCCAAAACACUCGAAAAGAUUGUUGCUUCCCAACUUGACACCUACUUAACAAAUCAUCAAUUAUAUGCCAAGAUGCAGUCAGCGUACAGAAUCCAUCACAGUACAGAGACAGCACUACUUAGAGUUGUGAAUGACGUAAUGAGGGGGAUUGAUGAUCAACAAGAAUGUGUUCUAGUGUUACUUGAUCUUUCAUCAGCAUUCGACACAAUUGAUCACGACAUUUUGCUUGACAGGCUGUGUAAUCGUUAUGGUCUUUCGGGGGUAGUUCUGGAUUGGCUAAAGUCUUACCUUUGUGAUCGCCCUCAGCGCGUGGUCGUAGAUAAUGUUUCUUCACGACCGUGUUUCGCUAGCUGUGGGGUUCCGCAGGGAUCUGUUUUGGGACCAUUGUUGUUCUCUUUGUACAUUGCUCCCCUCGAAGAUGUGAUCAUGUCCCAUGGAAUAGAUGCCAUGAUGUAUGCUGAUGAUUCUCAACUUUAUAUUUUUCUGAAUCGUAAUAACUGCAUUAUCGCAACUGAAAAGUUGGAAGCCUGUAUUGACGACAUUAUGAAUUGGAUCACUUGCAAUAUGGUUAUGGGCAAUCCAUCAAAGACGGAAGUAAUUCAUUUUUAUUCACGUUACAUGAAACCUGAUUGUCCUCUUCGUCCCAUCAAAGUAGGAGGGCAUGAUGUACAACCCGUAAACAAAGUAAAGGAUCUAGGAGUUACACUCGAUUCCUGCCUUACUUUCAAAGUGCAUAUUAAUAACAUAUGUCGUUCGGCUUCACAAUCAAUACAUCAAAUUGGCAAAAUAAGAAAAUAUCUUUCACGAAAGGACACCGAAAGUCUUGUUCAUGCUUUUAUUUCAUCCAAACUUGACUGUUGCAACGGCGUGCUCUACGGCCUUCCUUCUUGUGAAUUACAGAAGUUGCAAAGGCUACAAAACACUGCUGCCAGAUUAGUCGUCAGAGAAGGGAAAUCUGCGCAUAUAACACCGGUACUUUCUAAUCUCCACUGGCUUCCUGUGCAACAACGAGUGACUUUCAAACUCCUUUUGGUGACCUAUAAAGUUCUUAAUGGCAUUGCCCCUUCAUACAUCACCGAUCUACUUCGUCGUCAUAUCCCUGCCCGUACUUUGCGCUCCAGCAGUCAAAAUUUGUUAACUAUGCCUAGAGUGCGAACAGAGACAUAUGGCGAGAAGUCUUUUUCCUGCGCUGCUCCGAGACUUUGGAACAAUCUUCCUGACUCUAUUAAGCAAAGUCCAACUAUCGAUGAGUUUAAAUUAAGGCAAAGUUGAAAACAUAUCUUUUUAGGAUAGCUUUUACUGAGUAACUGUUUUUAGAUUUUUAGAUUCUUGUUGUAAAAAGCAUUGAGACUCAUGUAUAAUGCGUUUUAAAGAACAAUUAUAUUAUUAUUAUACACCUGCGUUAUAAAUAAUCCCUAUCUAUCCAUUGUGAUAAACUUAGUCAUGCAAAUUCGUAUUGCCGUAAUCCCCUUAAUUACCUACACCUCCUAAUGACUUAGCAACACAUAACAACGCAACAUUUGCAAAGUUUAAAACAUGUUUAUUGAUACAAAUAACAGACGAUAGCGUCAAAAUAAAUUACAACUAAGACUGUUUGUUAAACUGUUCUACAAGAUUUUUCUCCAAGAAUCCUUGAUAAGCUUUCUUAUGAUCUGCCUCAAAACUUCUAACUCGUUCACCCGUCGCCUUCACAUAAUACAUGUAACUCGGUGGGUACGAAAAAAACGCCCCUUCAGCUGUUGACUCGAGCGGGUCUUCUAAUCUCCAAUGAAACAAAUAGUUCAAUAUACAUUGUAGUUCGUGGUUCUCAGUGGUCUGAUGUAGUUCCAUCAAUGAAUCGACAAACAUAGAAUCUGGGUCUUUUUCCAGUUGCUGUAAAUGUUCGAGUACAUCUCUGUCAACCGCCAGUUUUAAGCCCCGUUUACACUACGCUCAAUUUUUGGUACGGCACGGAUAAAAGUGGUACCCGUACCACUUUUUUGGUUCGUGGACUACCUAUUUAGGUAGUCCAAAAACCAAAAAGUGGUGCAGUACCAAAAAUUGAGCGUAGUGUAAACGGGGCUUAGCUAAAUAGGUUGUCCAAGAACCAAAAAAGUGGUACGGGUACCAAUUUUAUCCGUGCCGUACCAAAAAUUGAGCGUAGUGUAAACGGGGCUUUAGUACCCUCAUUGCCUCAGCGAAUUCAUACGCUUACCAUUCACUCGUUCGAUCGCUUGUAAACCAUAUAUUUGCCAUCGUUCGUUUUCGUUCAUCAUGAGGCAGUCAUGUUGUCUUUGACUAGGAUAACCGACUUGACAACCAUUACAGGAUUCCACACAAAGUCUUUCAACUUCUUGUGCGACUGCAUUCGCAAAAAUUCCUUCCAAUAAAUUGUAAGAUGUGGUUUUACCAUGUAGACACGCCAUGACUGAUGUGGAACAAAUACAAAACUAUGCCUGCUACAAGACACUUGUCGAUUUUAUACAGAUACUUGUAUAAAAGUUCAUAGUAAGCCAACAUUAAGCCCUUUUUUGUAUCAUACACGUGGGGAGGACGCUGAAAAAUGCGUAGUCAGCACGUUUCACCCGAUCGUGUUUAAGCUCGCCCGCCUGACGUCAUUACUUGCCUGAUCCUACCCGCGUGACGUCAUUGCAUGUAAUUAUGACGUAUGCUAAUGAUGAUGCGCCGCCCCGCGCCGCCCUAAAAAUCCGGGUCGAACGGCCUCUAUAUUACUACUGCCCUGACAAAAAAUUCCCAUAUAAACACUUCAUCCCGGCUAGGCGGGAUGAACUUUUCCCUUUUGAGCAUGCGUAAAUGCCUUUAUUGCAACAAAAAUAUGACGUCAAGCACUUAAAUGGCUUCAUCCCGGCAAUGUAUUUUGUCCAUAUAAACACUAGGCGAAUUUCUCGUCUAGGUGGGAUGAAAACGUCGCGUCCCGUCCAGGUGGGAUCAUAUAAACAGGCCCUAAGUUAUUUAUGAAUUUCGCCUUGACUUACAAAUUCCAAUGAACAACCUAUGUGAUCAUUAAACUGAAAUGUUUCGUUCUCCUUGUAGAAAUAGAUGAACAAUGCAAUACACAUGGAACUUGUAAAUUGAAAGUGGACGAAGAGCGACAAUGCGUAGAAAUAAAAUGCGAUUGUUUCAUCGGAUAUAGUGGCGAUAAAUGUGAAGUGGAAGGUAGGUUAUAUUGCAGCUAUAGAGCCCAACUGCUCAAGGAGCGAAAACUUUGAUUGUGAAAAAUUACUGCAUGUCAUAAACAUAUGCACCUACUGAACUUUUAUCUACUAAAGCUAUAGACUCAGGGACGCCGGGACUGGGGGGGCAGGGGCGGGGCAGGGGGGCUAGGGGGGCAGGGGGGCAGAAGUGCCCUUUUAGUUGUAAAAUACUACGUGAUAAAUCACAUUUCCAGUGAUGCUUUUUCUGGGAAAAUCAUGAGAUUCAGGUAAUUUAUAGGCCCAGAGAGAGUAAAUUAACAAAAAUAAUUGUGAAUUUGGUAAAGAAUGAGUUUAAUUUACAAAAAUUUUAGAAAAUGUUUGGACCCUAAAAUGGUACACUGACCGAAAAUUUUUUGGCCACGGGGGGGGGGGGGGGGGGGAGGAAAAAAAAAUUUCCGGUAGAUUUUAAACUUUUGCUCUAUAGAGGUGCCCUUGGUGUGCGUCUGCCCCCCUUUGCCUUAUUAUCGUUCCGGCGUCCCUGGCUAUAGUAUGCUGGAUUUGAAAUUUUUAAUUUUUUAAAAGAUCAGAGAGAAUCAUGUGAAAUUCAGUACUACGUACGACCAAAUGACGCGCCCAGUCCAUCGUCAAAUAAGAGAUAAGAGAUAAGAGAUAAUUUAAUUUGCCACAGAUAUCAGUUAUAUACAAGUUAUUUUAUGAUAAUAAUAUAGUUAAUUUUAAAUAGUCAAUAUGUAUACACCAUAAAAUAGCUAGAUAUCUAAAAUUCAUAAAGAAAACAUCCCGACCUGCUUUCUUCCACUUCUUGCAGAAACAGACUGCAAUCAAAACAGUGAUUGCAAAAAUGAUGGAAUAUGUGACUGUAGCAAACAGUGUACAUGCGCCUCGGGAUUCAAAGGUGUAUUUUGCUACGAACGAGGUAAACAUUGAAUUUACUGAACUUAGCUUUGUUUACAACAGAGCUAUUAAUAUCACAAAAUAUUUACAGGUGAUCUUUAAUUCCGUAGGCUGUACUAUAUAUGGCUAUAGACCAAAAAUAAUCUACAUCGUACUUGAAUGUUUGAUUUAAGUUUUAAGGCCAUGCAUGCAGAGAUGAUUUGUGCAGAUUUCAAGUCAAUAGGAAAGUUAUUCCAAGUCUCAAGUCAUAAGACAAGAGAUUAUUUCAGGAAAUUAGCAUUAGACUUACGCUUAUAGAUAAAUAUUAAAUAAUGCGAAACUAAAUUCGCUCUGUCUUGCACUGUAGUCAUGGACUUAAUUUAUAUUGGUGAAAACCUCUAUUAUCGCCCUUGCUCGAUCCGAUAAACUUGUCUAACUUCUGUUGUCUUUCCGAGUAUCUUUUCAGAGAGGAUGUCUAAACAAACAAACAAAAGAAAUAACGAUUUUUCUAAAAUGUUGUUCAGAGUGGCGAGGCUAAUUUCGAAACCAUAGAUUGUCGAACACCUUGUUUAAAAUACAUACACACAGCACUAUACAUAUAUAGCUUUUUUAGCAAUUGCAUGCAUCCAGUUACAAGCCAGUGGCCAAGUGGUACUGGUUUAGGGUGUGUGUUGUACAACAUGUUUCCGUGUUUUUGUUGCAGAACACCAAUCCUAUAUUAACUUCCCUCGCAUUCAUUUUGCUGGAAGAUUCCAAGCUGAUCCGUCGACCAUAAAUAAUUAUCCAGAUAAUUUUGACACGGAUAACUUUCCCGGGCAAAGUAAGGGAUGGAAUCCAAACGGAAGUGCAACAUGGCGACUGGUGGACACACGAAUUACAAGAGUUUGUUAUGCAAACGAAGUUUGCACUUCUUUGGAAACCGAUGACGCGCUUAACAACAAAUUACUUGAAGGUAAGUGUUCUCAGAACUUGAGGUAAAGUCAAGACCCAAGGAGCGACAUUCGCUUCCUUUUGGUGAGCUGUAAUUCCAUUUCCAAGAGAUAUGCAAUUAAUGCAAAUGAUAGGUUAAGAGAACGAACGAACAUACUUGAACUUUCACCUAUUCCAACAAGCAACGUUCUCCAUAUCCUAGUAUUGUGAGAACAUGACUGCAACAACAAUGCAACGUAGUUUCCGAUUCUUCACCCUUGCCGGAGGAUCGGAGUUGCAUUUUUUUGCAACGUUUCCGAUUUGGUCUCAAAUCGUAUGUUUCUGUUCCCUCGUUCUCCUGACCUAUACCAAUGCUACCAUUUACAAUUAAGUCAGUUGGAAAAAAAGUAAGGAAGUGCGCAAUCAUAUAAUCCACAAGAAUUGCAAUUGUCUCACUUUUUGAAUCAAUUAUAUGUGCUUGAAAUUAGCACAUUCGCAACGAAUGGGUUGAAUUAGUUCUUCACCGAAAAAAAUAUAAUCUGUUGAUUCUAUUCUUUCUAAAAUACAGAUGGUAAUUUUGGCGCAAGUGCAAAGCUGGUUGAUUUUGAUGUGGAUUUCCAAGCGUCGUCCCAAAUUUAUGGGUGGUCAAUGCAAGUUAAAGACUUUUUUAAAGGAGAUUUUCAGCGCGUUGGAUUUCAGUAUUUGUGGUCAAAAAUGAAAGUUAAUGUCCAUAGUUUGGCAAUCUAUGGAGCUGCAUAUCAAAGUGUUCUUACAAAUGUUCAGUUUGGGUCAAGAAGCGGGGCUUCGCCGAUAACGAAGCACUUAGAGGAAUAUUUGAAUCACAGUGACAAAAAAGAAUUAUCAAUUCGUUUUAACGUUGACAUGUACGAUUCUUUUGGUACCUCAGCUAACUUCACUUACGGAAGAAUUGUUGGUUCCAUAGGCAUUUCAGGUCACGAUUCGCCGCCUUAUUUCACAUUUGGUCGUAUGCUUAAACCAAAUAAUAAUCCUUCAAAUUUUUGGUUUUCUCCUUUUAUUUACGACUAUGAAAAGAAAACCCUCUUGCUUGACCUGGGUAAUAGUUUGGCUAUCAAAGAGGACGGAAAUAUUGUGAAAUCAAUUGGAAAUUUGGUUCUGGCGAAUACAGAUGAAACGAGUGACACAAUUGGAUGUCCCGACACAUGGAAUCCAUUUGGCCAUAUAUACUUUAGUGACUUAGAAAAUUACGCGCUUACAGCUGGAAUAUUUAAGAUUGAUGUGGGAGAAGAGGAUUUGAGAAAAUCCAGAGUUAUUUUGGCGCAGGUACGGUACUUGAUUUUUCUUCAAUUUAUGGUUGUUGAAUAUAAGCUCACUUCUUGCAUUGUAUUUACCCAUCCACUGCAAAUCUGCCACUUUGUAGGUAGGUAUGUCCAUUGGAUCCAUUGUAAAAGUGAAAUUUCUAUUGACCAUAUGACUCUUGAUCCAUUGGACAAGUAAAAUAACUAUUAUAUCGACAUAUGACUGUCCAUUGGCUCUAUUGGCCAAGUAAAAUUUUCAUUGGACAUAUGACUGUCCAUUAGAUCCAUUAGACAAGUCAAUUGUUCAUUGGGCAUUGGACUCUCCAUUGGCUAUAUGAAAUGUUCAUUGGGCAUUGGAUCGUCCAUUGGCUCCAUUGGCCAUGUGAAAUAUUCAUUCGACAUAGGACUGACUGUCCAAUGGAUCCAUUAGACAAGUGAAAUGUCCAAGGGGCAUUGGGCUGUCCAUUUAUACGUAUUUGGCAUAUAUUAAGCCAAUUGAAUUUCGCGGACUUUCACGACCGAAUUUCACGACCGUUGAAAUUCUGUGGAGAUUGUUGAAGCAUAUUAACUUUCUCUCUCCGCCCGUAACUCUACCACAAUGAGCCUGCAGGCUACCAUAAAUAUUCUUUAUGAAGUUUUUUAUUGUCUGGUCUGAUUUGCAGAUAGAUGAUAACGGACGUUGUACAAAGGUUGUUUUGGCAGAAGACAAACAGGGUGUUGAUAUCCACCCUUCCACACGUUGGGUCCUCCGCAGUAUAUAUAAGCCUGCAAAGCCUGUGAUUGUUCAUUUGUUUAUGACUCUGUACGGAAAAUAUCCUGAACAAAUUGGUUCGGUUACGAUAAAAGUGAAUCCGCCACUUCCAGAAGAAUCGAUAAAAGAAACUUCUCCUGGAGUUUUUGAAUUGAAACCGACCAUUGACGACCCAAAACAUGCUCGACUUUUCAUAGAUGGACAGGUCUAUUUUUUCCACUAUUACCUAGAUGGUAGAACCAAUGACAGCGACGUUAAUUCAGCUAUUGUGAUACUUGUCUGGGACAAAUUUGAAGUUCCAACUCAGCCCAACUGGAUCAGACAUGUAAAACCGAUUUUCCAACAGUAUGCAAAUUUGUACCCGGUGAUGAAAAUUAACUUCCUGGACCUUUCAAAUUAUUACGAAGUUGUUGAAAACAAGUACGCACUCAUAAAGACCAUGUCGCUUGACGAGGAAGAUCCGAGUUAUAUGCCUGUCACAAGAGAUUUGUCUCCUGGCAAAGUUCAGAUGAUCUUAAAGUGGCUAAUGGAUGAUAAUCCCAGAUAUGGAUUUUCAAACCUCGGAAUAGGGGAAUACACUUUGAAAUACUUUUUGCAGACAGCACUGCAGUUGGAACACUCGACAAUUCCACCAUAUUUGACAGGUUACCUUUCAAUUAAAAAGGGUUAUAAUACCCAGGUGAAAAGCAUAUUGAAAGACAUUUUAAUUGAUGAAAUGCACCACUUGGCUCAAGUGUCUAACAUAUUGAAUGCAAUUGAUGGAAACCCAAAUUUGUUUGCCCCACAUUUCGUCCCGUCAUAUCCCAGCUAUCUGCCAGGUGGAGUUCACCCGGAUAUCAAAAUCACUGUAAACAAAAUAUCAAUGCUUCAAAUUCGUAAUGUGUAUAUGGUUCUGGAGACCCCGUCUAAAGAACUCGAAGAAAAUGGAUUGAUUAAGGCGGUUGACAAGAUUGUUAAGGAUACGUUAAAACAAGUAUCUGUCUCUGAGACCUCCACUGAGACUGACGCAUGCGAUGAUGUUUUAGCAUUGUACAAUGACGCUGUGAAGAAGAAUGAGGAUAUUCGAACAAACCACAAUACAUUUGGUCAAUUGUAUACCGCAAUCCUAAUCGUGAUGGCAAAGCUUGAAUGUGAUGGUAAAUUAGAAUUCAAAGGCACGAAGCCGCAGCUUGAAGUUCGAGGGGAAGGAGGAAAGGAGGUGUCAACAGUUUAUGACUUUGGAACCGCCGUGCAAGCUAUAAAGAACAUUAUGAAAGAGGGUGAAGGAUCUUCGCCAUGCAAUCCGUUGGAUGAGAGCUCAGGCUUAUCUCAUUACUACAAAUUUGCAUCAAUAGCAAACAAACGUCAUUUAAAAACGAUCAAAAGCAAGGUUAGUUCAAGGAUUUAAAUUCCGUUAGGUGACUGUGA